Hypoxylon fragiforme is the source of this 1256-nucleotide messenger RNA. RefSeq lists its product as uncharacterized. The transcript has a single exon. Lineage: Eukaryota; Fungi; Ascomycota; Sordariomycetes; Xylariales; Hypoxylaceae. The coding region runs from base 1 to 1053 and encodes 350 amino acids. The record is from RefSeq and is a predicted model, not a curated record.
AUGGCAUCCCCACCCGCCCCCCUCACCCCCGACCAAAAAGCCUUCUUCCUCGCGCACGGCUACCUCAAACUAACCAACUGCUUCACGCGCGCCCAAGCCGCCGACGUCAUCGACGGGGUGUGGACGCGCCUCGGCAUGUCGCCCACCGACAAGCGCACCUGGACCAAAGAGCGGACCAACAUGCCCUCGCACCGCGCCUUCGACUGCGCGGCCUUCGCGCCCAAGGCCUGGGCCGCCAUCUGCGAGCUCUGCGGCGGCGAGGACCGCGUCAGCGCCGAGCCGUCCCGGACGUGGCGCGACUCGCUCAUCGUGAACCUGGGCACCGCGGCCGGCGAGGGAAGGCCGGUGCCGCCGCAGGAGCUGGCGAACUGGCACGUCGACGGCGACUUCUUCGUCCACUACCUCGACAGCCCCGAGCAGGCGCUGCUCGUCAUCCCGCUGUUCACGGACGUCGAGCCCGAGGGCGGCGGCACGAUGCUCUGCCCGCCGGCGAUCAACCGCGUCGCGCGACAGCUGUACGAGCACCCCGAGGGCGUGAGCCCGCGCAUGGUGCCGCGCGCGCACGCGGACUUUGGGAGGGAGCGGAAUCUGGAGUGGUACGCGGCGGUAGCGCGGGGGUGUGGUGGCGGUGGCGGUGCUGAGAAGGAGGGCUUCGUCGAGGCGACGGGGAGGGUGGGGGAUGUGUACCUGCUGCACCCGCUGAUGAUGCACAGCGCGACCCACAACGCGCGGCGCGCCGUGCGGAUCAUCACGAAUCCGCCUGUUAGUCUGCGGGAGCCGUUUUGUUUUGAUCGUGAGGAGGGGGAGGGGGAGUAUAGUCUUGUAGAGAGGAAGACGAUGGAUGCGGUGGGUGGUGGGGGUGGGGGUGGGGAGGGGAAGGGGAGGAAGAUGUUGAAGGGGUGGAGGAUCACGAGGCCGAGGGAGAGGUUGGUGCCGGAACGGGUGAGGGUGCAGGAGGCGAUGAAGAGGGAGGAGUUGAGGAGGUUGGAGGAGGAGGAGAGGGAGAGGGAGAGGGUUGCGAGAAAAGGGGAAGGACAUGGAAUUUUGAAAUAAACUUGACAGGGUACCUAUAGUGCUGUUUCAAUGCCUGUAGGUAUCACAGAAGCUGCAGUUGCAUUUAACUUGACAUUGAUGGUAUUGACCAGUGUAGAAUAGUUACCUAGGUACAAAAUGAAAUAAAAUCAUACAUACAUGUAGGUAUGUAAUUGACACUAUUUAUACUCUUCGGACUAACCAUAGUAGCUAAGCUUUUCAAA